GGAAGUCCUAGGGUAUUCAGCCGACACCUCAAGAGCCUAGAGCUGUCAGACCUUGGUUUUGAAUUACUUAUAAAAUUAGCUGGCUGCACAUUGAAUGUGCAGCCAGCUAAUUUACAUAAAAUUUUUUCGCGCCUCAAAGCUCGUCAUGGAUAAAUAGAAUCUACCUAUUCCAGAGGUGCGACAGCACAUUUCCCAUCUCAGAAAUGUAGCUAACUCUGACAUGCAGACAGUUCUGUAUUAAUUAUAGUUGAAGCGUUGAAACAAGAAUUCUCACUCUAUCAUCAUCAGUCAACCAAUCAUCAGUAAUAAUUAAUGAUAUUUAAAUACAAUGUUAAUCAAUCAGUCAGUCAAUCAAUCAAUCAAGCAAUCCUCAAUAAUUUUACCAGGUAACCGCCUGUCCAUUAUAAUGAGUUUUCAUUGAAAAAAUUAUUUUGUUCAUUUACAGGCUCACAUAUUUCAUUGUAUCCAAGCUUGAAUUUUGUUGUUUACGUGCCUUCUCAGAGACAAACACCUCUUUAUAUGAGAAUCAAGGAUGGUGAGAGAUUAAUAUACAUAGCUGUUAAAUAGUUAAAAACAAAACAUAAAACUUAAGAUCAGUUUAUUCAACUUUUUGUUUGAAUUAUUACAAAAGUGUCUUAUUUUUAGUCUUAUACACAGCCCUGCUGUUGACAUCAGAGAACAUCCCCUAGUGGUUUCAAAAUCCAACUAAAGCAGUCUUCUGUUCAGCUCAGCAGCUGUAGCAGGCCUUUCUCAUACGUUUAACCUUAAACCUUUAUUCAUACCAGUCCUUUAGUUACAGAAUCUCACCUACGUCUGCUGCAGCUUCCUGCCUGAGGGUUCCUAGAAGAUGAACGUACAUGGGACCCUUAUCAAUGCCAUGCCUUUCGAUUCCCUGACACUUCUUAGUCUUUCUGAGCCAGUUUUUCUUUCACCCCACUUUAAGCUCCGAUCUCUUUUCUUUUUAUAUCUGUCAAGGGCAGCAAAGCAGUAGCAAUGCAUUCUUGAGUCCACAAUGGGGUGGAAUCAUGAUUUGCAAUCUUCAACAGACUGCACUAACGAACAGUACCAGACCACAGUGGAUAGAGGUUGAUAUGAAUCCCGUUAUGAACACAUUCCUGGCUCAACUGAAGUUGUUACUGGGAGUUAUGCCUGUGGUAAGAAUUCAACUUUUUUCCAUUCUCACUGACUUUUAUACUUUUUCACAGCUUACACCCCCAAAACUAGUCUCCCACAUGGCCAUUUUUGUCUGCUCACGGAUUGUCCUUCAUGAUGAUUGUCUUGUCUUGUUCCUUUGUUCCCUAAACCUUAAUUCCCUUGUUCCUUAUUCCUUUGUUAUCUUGUUCCUUUGUUUCCUUCUUCCCUUGUUUCUUUGUUGUUUUGUUCUCUUGUUCCUCUCGUUCCCCUUUCUCUCUUGUUUCCCUGUUCCCUUGAUACCCCUGUUCCCCUGCUGCUUUGUCCCCCCUCUUCCCCUGUUUCCUUGCUCCCCCUGCACCCCUUGUUCCCUUGUUCCCUCUGCUCCCCUUGUCCCCCCUGUUCCCCGGUUUCCCUUGUUUUCCUUUUCCCCCUGUUCCCAUUGUUUUCCCUUUUCCCUUUUCCCUUUAUUCCCCUGUUCCUUUUGUUCCCCCUGUUCCUCUUGUUCCCCUUGUUCACCUGUUCCUCUGUUUCCCUUGUUUUCCUUCCCCCCUGUUUCCCUUUUUCCCCAUGUUCCUCCUGUUACCCCUGUUCCCCUUGUUCCCCUGUUUCCCCGUUCCUCUGUUUUCCUUGUUCCUCUGUUCCUCUGGUUUCCCUUGUUUUCGUUUUACCCCUGUUCCCCUGUUUUCCUUAUCAUGUCUUGUCUUUUCUUGCAAUGUCUUGUCUUGUGUUGUCUUGUGUUGUAAUGUUAUUUCUUGUCGUCUUCUCUGGUCUUGUAAUAUCUUGACUUGUCUUUUCUUGUUAUGUCUUGUAAUAACUUGUCAUGUCUCGUCUUGUAAUGUCUUCUCAUGUCUUGUAAUAUCUUAUUUAUCUUGUCUUGUAAUGUCUUGUCUCAUCUUGUAUUUCUUUUCUUGUCUUGUCAUUUCAUGUAAUGUCAAGUGUCUUGUCUUGUAAUGCCUUGCCUUGCCUUGUAAUGUCUUGUCUUGUAAUUUCCUAUCUUGUGUCAUCUCAUCGUGUCUUGUAAUGACUUGUCUUGUCUUGUCUUGUCUUGUAAUGUCAUGACAUAACUUGUCAUGUCUUGUCUUGUUUUGUAAGGUCUUUUCUCCUAGUUCUUGUCUUGUAAUGUUUUUGUCCUGUCUUGUAAUGUCUUGUCUUGGAGCAUUGCGUGAUGAGGCAAAAUCGCCUACAAGAGGAGGUUUCUUAAAAAGCAAUAAGUUUGAUUAUAGUCUUUUUAUAUUAGAGUUUUAGGUCUCCUAUCAGUCUAAAUACACAUGUCUUUGAAACAGAUUAAAAAUGCGACUGAAUAUUCUCUUCGGCUUUCUAGCUUAAGAUAAUCCAACCUAACUGAUUGUCUAAAUGUCAUUUUGAUUCAUGCCCGUAAUAGGUUAUUCAUUUCUAAAAACGAUUUAUGCUGCCUCUUUUUCCAAUUUCGUUUUGCUCCAAAUGAAUACAAUAAAUUUUAUUUUAACCAUUAUUUCCUUUUUUAAAGAAACUUGUAGAUGGCGUUGAAGUAAGAUUCCCAAAAGAUGUUGGAAUAACACAGUGGGUAAUGACCAUAAAUGUAGUUGUUUCUUUGUCAACCCUUUAAUUCCCAAGAGUGACCACCAUCAAUUUUCUCCUAACAAUCUCCAUUCUUUGUCAAAAAAUAAGGUUAUGAGAAUUAAUAAAAUGAUCAGCAAAGGGAAAAUUCUUUGAAUUUUUGUUAAAUUCUCUCAGUUAAUUUUGUAAGAAAAUGUAUGGAUAUCAGUUUGGAGAAUUUGUAUGUGGACAAUUAAGCGUAGACUGUAAGCAGUCUCUUCUUUGUCGGAUUUAGCAAGGGAAUUGCUCGCGCACGCCAGUGUCGAAGCCACGAGACCGGGGAAACGAGGGUCGCAGCUUCCCCUGUCUUGCGCCUUCCGUCUCGCGCAUGGUCAUUUUUGUGUCUCACGCAGAUGGACUGAGAAAAAAAUUACUUCUCUUAGUCUAAACUUAGCCUCUAGUUAUGGUUAAGGCUUUACUGUACUCACAGGAACAGGAGUCGGUGAUGAGACAGAAAACAAUGGAAUAUCUUGCCACCUCCACCAUCACGCUAACAUCCCUCGCCCAGCUGUUGGGAAAAAUCAGUAACAUGGUGAUUAAUGAUCACAUUCAACAGCAAGUUCAACAGGCGCUUCAUGCAGUCCAUCAGGUGUGACUUAUAUCCUAUCAUAUUCACCUGAAUGUUUUGGAUCAUUAUACGUUUCUGGGAAUUUGCCCACCCACCCCUUCCCUGAGUCAACAUUUUGCCCUAAGCGAGAAGUAAGUGUUAAUGUUGGCUUACAGGUAAGUUGGCAAUUUCCCAGAAACGUAUAAUGAUUUUACUGUAGAAUUUUAUAACGCAAAGGUUUUAUGUACCCUCGUAUCGGAAAAUUUGGUGAAACUUCUCCUUUGGGAUACCCCUAUUCAGAGGACACUUUAAUUCAAGGGACCAAAAUUUUGUUCACGAAUAAAGGGAAAUUAAUUCUAUUUGUAUUAGUGAGUACUGUUGAAGGGAUUCCUCGAUUUAGGGGAGACAUGUGCUGAUCCUGAGUUAGUCCCCUGAACGAAGGCUCGUCUGUGUAAUCUUUGUAUCAGCCACCUCUAUUGAAUGGACACCCCUACUAGGGGAACACUUUUUCUGGUCUCUAGUAUAUCCCCUAAAUAGAGGCUCCUCUCAUGGGGAAAAUCCAAGCGCGCAAGUCAAAUUUUUCAAAACUCUUUGCAAAAGGUUUUCUUUAACUGGCUACGAAAACGUAACUUUGUAGUCUUCUUUUUUGUUCUUAUUUACUUUUUCCGCCACUUGAUUCAUUGCAUCCUCCAAAUCUCUUGCUCCCUGCCAAGAAAAGAAACCCUCGCCUGCUUGCGAGGGAGAUUGGGGUUUUAUACUCAGUCCUAAUGAGUGUGAACAUUUAUCUUCACCUUUUGUGGUAGGUUUUUGGUUGUUGAGGACGGAUGCAAUCAGCAAAUGACUGAAAAGACAUUGAACAAUACCCACAUCACACCAUGCACAGCAGCUAAAGGUGAUGUUACACGGGACGAUUCGACGGAACGAUUUUUAGCGCAACACAUCGUUGCAAUGUUGGAACAAUGUUGUAAGCAUUCGAAACAAUGUCGCAACAAUAUUGCAAAGCUGUGUUGCGCUAAAAAUGGUCGUUGCGAAUCGUCUAGUGUAACAUCACCUUAACUUUCAAGAGUUUCCGCUACACCAAGAAACACCCGGGGAGACACCCCCACAUCGUAAAAUCCCUUGUUAAGCCCUGGACUUAUAUAACUUCAUAAGGGGUUUUGGGUGGGCUUAUAUACAGGGGGCGUAUAUCCGGUGGUGGGGGGGAGGGGGGGCUUUAACCUCUUUUAUCUUUAUCUUCAUUUUUCUAAAUUCAAAUAUAACUGAACGUUUUCUUUACAAACGCUUUUUUUUGUAGUCUGUAACAGCCCUUGAGCACGGAAAUCUGACCGUAGCCGUUCUAACUGCCAAGACAGCCAUCAAAUCUUCGGGUCAGUAUAAAUCUUUUUUUCCUUUUUUUUGUACGAAGUAGCGCCGAACGCCCAAACUUCUGCCCUCUCUCCAUUUAUGUGUGUUCUUUUACAAACUACCAGAAGUAGAUAUUACUGGUUACAGGAAUGCUAUCUCGGGUGUUAUCCAUAUAUAAUCUGUUAGUGACGUUGUUCUUCACUUUCUUUUAAGAUAUGGUAAGCUCCAUCCAUUCUAGCUUGCGUAGCAAGCUCUUCCUUUUGGUUUCGGAUCAAAGAAAGACCGAGGAACGGGAUUUUCGGUUUUGGCCGCGCGAUAAAUGAACCGAGAGCCAUUUUUCGCGCGGUUUUUGGCUCUCGUUCCUCGUUCUUCGCUCCUAAACCGCACGGAAACGCUUGCUACGCAGGCCACAUCCAUUCCCAUAUGAUAAGAUUCUAGUAAAAUGAUAAGCGAUACAAUGACGUUUCAUUCUCACUUGUAAUCAACUCAGUGUCCUUUCUUUCAGAGGAAGCAUUUUUUGACCCAUCAAUACUUGAGCUUUUGUAUUUCCCUGACGAUCAAAAGUAAGCAGUUAUAUUUUUAACUCUUGUUUUAUUAUUGUUACCAAUGAUUAGAGUGAUUUUACUUGACCCAUGAAGCAGGUACUAACAACUACAGCAAAGCUCCAAGUAAACAAAAGUAGACUGUGGAAUUAGUGUAUAACAGUGCGUAACUACCACCUAUUUCACGGGUUAAGUACAAUCCCUGACUCUAACGGUAAUAUGGUUUAUUUGUUUUUCCUCGCAGGUACGCCAUCUACAUUCCUCUCUUUCUCCCCAUCAGCCUUCCAGUUUUGUUGUCUCUUAGACAAGCAAUAAUUUGGUACAGAGGAAAAGACGAUGAAGACAGAAAAGACGAGAAAAAAGACAAGCAAGAAUAACUUAUUGAAGAUGUCAUGGUCAUCUCCGGAUAAAACAAGAUGAAUUUGAUAUCUGAAAGCCGCUUGUUUUUGCCCAUAUCGUGUGACCAUUUUGUUUUCUCGAUCAAGAAACUUUGCUUCGCAUUGUCCCUGACGGAUAGUAAAGAACCCUUUGGACGAGCUUGCACGGGUACUUGCGACAAACUGCUAGGAUAACCGUGAGAUGGACUAUUAUCCCACCUAUAAGGGGUAGCAAUUCUCGUAAUAAGACCCGUUAGUUUGGGAUCGUUUGUGCGUUUUAUGGUGACAAUGCAAUUUUCGUACGCGAUGCGUUGGACAAGAUGAGUCGUAAAAACCAGAUAAACCAGUCCUGUAAGGCUACGUUCACACACCACUGGAUAACUCUUGCGCGAGGACGAAAAUUGUACCGGAUAGGGCUUCUGUUCACUGACGAGAACGGUAAUUUCGGCGCGAUUUCUGUAACGGAUCGAAGCUGCACCGCGCCGAUCUUGAGAGUGAAGGAUCACCUUUCGGAUAAGUGGUGUUCAUACUUUACCGGAUAGAUUUCUUGUCGGCAUAAAAGGCUAUCCGGUUUUGAGUGAACAUAGUCUAAAUCUCUGUUGAAUAGACACUCGAUUUGAGGCACUAAUCCAUCACGUCAUGGUGUCCUUACUGCAACCAUAGAAGGGAGAAAAAUGAGGCAUUGAGCUGAUGCGAUUCCAUUCUACUACAGUGUCGGUCUGUUCACGAAUAGACCUCCAGUUCAAGCUUGGUCCAUGGGGCAUAUUCAUAAAAUAUGCCAUUUCCGAGCUGCCGCAAGCCUCUGUUUCAAAGUGAGGCUAAGUGCGACGCUGUUGAUAUGAAAAAUGAUUUUUUUAUUCUCAUGCAACUGAAACAAAACUCAUUUUCACAAGAAAGGUGUUGCACUUAGCCUCAUUUUGAGAAUGACAGUUUUUGGAACUCGGAAAUGGACAGUAAACUUUUUUGUGAGAUUGUUGAUGCAGAGAAUGGGAAAAACUAAAGAACAUUCUAAGAUGAAGGAGAUAGCUCAGGGUGAAGUUUAGUUAAAAACAGUGUAUUCUAGCCGUUUAAACAUGAGCAAUAUAGAGAAAUUGUCACAACCAGUGCAUUAAAUGUUUACUGAACAUU
Messenger RNA from Porites lobata, 6647 nucleotides. The record is from the annotation of a GenBank genome assembly. NCBI's taxonomy places the organism in Eukaryota, Metazoa, Cnidaria, Anthozoa, Scleractinia, Poritidae.